AUCACCAGAAGCUCUCGUCGUGAUUUCUGGUGCUGAUAGUUUUACUUUUUUACUUGCAUAGGGUGUUCUCUUCGCCCUUUUUUCUAUCGUCCACGGAUAUAUCGCCCUCGUAGCCCGUUGACCCGUGUUGCCGUCGACACAAUCCAAUGACGUUUUGUGCUGGGUGCUCAAACUAUUUGGUGCCUCCAGAUGAGUGCUUUUUAUAGAAAGUGCUGGGCUAUACGCUCUGGAGGUAGGCCUGGCUCGCCGACAGCAUAGAUAGAAGGGUUUGAGUGGUGUCCUGUCUUUUCUCCGUGCAUCCCGGAAUACUCAUCGCUGCAUAUCAGUCUUAGCUCAAGCCUGAACAUACGAGAUAAUCCUUGAAAACAAUAUGCAGCAGAACGUGAGGCAUUCGGCUUCCAAAAACACGACGGAGUGCUCUCGAGGAGUGUGUUUUCCAACCGAAGUCGCUUUUUGAUAACUCUCGUCCUUUUUCUCGUCGAAUUCAAAUACUGUUUUAUACACGCAGCGCGACAGCGUUGAGGGUGUGAUGAGUGGAUGUGGUGCAAGUGGUUAUAGCGGCAUAAGUCUCCGUGAAAUGGUGCUCUGACCCCGCUUCGUAGUCGCGAAAUGACUUUGGUAGUGUCGCAGUGUUAUUAAUGGUUGUGUACCGUAAGGAUCCCUCCAAGGUGGAGAACUCUACAGGAAGCCCGGCCAUUUCCACUGAGAGCCUCAAUGGUUCCGAUGAGGCCGACAAGACCUUGGCCCCAACGUGUGCCCCCACGGGAAGUCCCGGGGGGACCACGUGGAAACCCGGGGUUCCCAGAGCGGUCUUGACAUGUCGCCCCAACUCGCACCCGUUUCCCGAACGGGUGCUCAGCCUGGACCAGCCAGCCAAGGUGGGCCGGUCGGUCGCGCGAUCCCGACAGGCACCCAACAACGCCAUCUUUGACUGCAAGGUCCUCUCGCGUAACCACGCGUUGCUCUGGUAUGACAACGGAAAGUUCUACCUGCAAGACACAAAGAGUAGCAACGGCACUUUUGUCAAUAACCAGCGUUUGAGCAAGGGCUCAGAGGAGUCUCCUGCUCGUGAGGUGUGCUCAGGGGACAUCGUCCAGUUUGGGGUUGACGUCGUAGAAAACUCUAGGAAAGUGACCCACGGUUGUAUAGUAGCCACAUUGAGGCUAUUUCUGCCAGAUGGAAAGGAAGCAAAGGCCAGUCCGUCCACAGCAGUGGCAGUGGCCACGUCUGGGGCUAGCAUCACAACACAGGAUAUGUACCAACUCUCUCAGUGUAUACAAGAAGCAAUUCAUAGGGAACAAAUCCUACAGAACAAGAUGGCCACAUUACAAAGGGUUGUCUCCAGUGCGCAAGAAGCAGCUGAGAACAACUGGAAGGCCAUGAUUGAAGAAGACAGACUCCUUCACAGAAUAGAGACCUUAGAGGCGCAGCUUCAGGCUUGUUCUAAGACCGCAACUGACGAGAAAUUGCGUGAAGAGAUAGCACGGCUGCAGGAGGAGAGGGAUAGGUAUCAGAACACAGCAAAGGAGUCUCUGCAAAAAGUUUUGCAAGAGAAACUCGAAGCUGUGCGCAAAGUUCAAGACUUGGAGUACAACGUCUCAAGCACAGAGGAAGAAUGCACCAGGCUGCGGGAAGUCUACGAGACUGCUCAGAAGGAGAUCUCCUUAUUGGCCACUCGUAAUGAUCAACAUCAGAGAGAGUUGGCUGACCUACAGAAAGAACUCAAGGACGUGGAAGAAAACUGCCGUAUGGCAACGGAGGAGAAAGCAGCUCUGGAAAAACAAAUCGAAGAACUUAAGUGCAGUGAGCAAGUCCUGGGGGCCAAAAUCGAGUCCCUACGUGCGGACAAUGACUUCUCUAAGGAGCAGCUGGCAGCCAUGAAAGCGCGUUUCGAGCAACUGAAGAAGGCCCAGUACAUCGAGGACGGUUUAGAGUCCCUGGAAAUCAAGGAAGGCCUUCCCAACAACCAAGAGUCGUCAGAGGCCCUGGAAAAUAGUUUGUGCCCCAAGGAGAGUGCAAACAAGAUGCUCCAGAUUACCCUCAAUGCCGAAAUAGAUAACCUGGAAAAGGAGGAGCUCAAGGAGACUAUGCUCUCAAAAGAGCUCCAAGCUAAGGUAUGUGAGCUGGAAGAGGAGCUGGAACAGUUGGAGAAGGACGACGUAGAUUCAGCGAAAGAACCCUCGUUGAUUGAGUCGACAGAGAGUCAGGAGAAAGAUGCCACUUCUGAGAAGGUACAGCAGCUCCAGGCAGAAAUCAACAACCUUAAAGAACUCCUGGCAGAGUCUCGUGAAAAGAAAAACGCAGCGUAUUUGGAAAUUGCAAAACUAAAAGAACAAUUGGAAAAGGCUCGAGAGGCAGUGUCUGGAGGUGACACACUUGAAGAAGAGUUGACGCAAGUGAAAAAGCAGGCCAAGGAUCAGGAAGACGAAAUACGCAAACUGCGAGAUGAACUGUCGCAACUAGAGGAGACAUUGCAGUCAGUCAGGGAGGAGUUGUGUACGCGGCAAUUCCAACUGUGUGAAGAAGAACAUCGUGGUCAACUUAAGCAGGAGGAACUCAAGAGCCUCCAGAGCCUAUUAGAGGAAGAGGAAAGAGGCCGUGAGCGCACAGAUGCCACCUGCGAAGCACUCAAGAAGCAACUGCAUGAGGCUCAGAACAGUGCAAAGCAGCACCAGAAUGAGUCGGAGCAUCUUAGAAGAAAAGUGCGAAGUUUGACCGAGGAGCUACGAAACAGAGCGAACGUGGAGAAGAGCGAGGUAAGCCACGGAGAGGCUGAAUACGAGGCGCUCACAACUGAGUGCACCACACUUAAGACCAGGAUUCAGACGCUGGAAGCCGACAUGCAGAGGUACCAAAACGAAAAUGCAAAACUGCUGUCGGACUACGGGCACCUCCAAGAAGCCUACACAGCGCUUGAGUGCGGCACCGCGGCACACUCGCUGGAGUCUGGAGACACACAUUGGCUCAAACAGCUUGAGGUAGUAAGGCAGAAAGCUGACAGCACGAGCAAGCAGUUGCAGGAGACGAUAGAAGAAUUGGCUAUCCUCAAGGAAAAGUACGCCGUCUGCUCGCAAGAGAAAGCAGACUUGCAGCAGGAGCUUCGAACUGUUGCAGAGGACUUCAAGACUGUCACUUACCAAACAAAAACGAUUUCAGCCUGCUCCAUUGUGCCGCUCUGUAUCUUGCUGUUGGCCGUGCUGCUCGGCUUCUACCCUUCGCUGUCCUUCUUCACUGGAACGGCCGAAAAACCCUAACCUCACCUCAGAGGGACGGAAACAAGUCCACAGUGUCCACCCCCACCCCACCUCCCAACAAGUGUCCACACCAACAGGAGGGACGACAUCCCGUCACUCCCAAAGAACACAGUGUUGUGAUUGAACUGCUAUCCGUGAGUUUCGGAUGCCUCUACUAACAGUGACGCCCGACACGCACGGGCUGUCGAGCGUCGAGCGAAUACAAAGGCACGCAUUACCUCUAGAUCGUUUUGAAAUUCUCAGAUAUUGUAGAGAUAACAGGUCAACGAGGACGUAUUACAAUGUCUGCGUGAUGGCCGUGAUGGUCAAUGAUGCACCUCUCGUGCGAAAGUCAGUGUGCGCUUGGUGGAGACAUGGCGAAAGAAAAUGAAUCUGGAAUGCCUUUGCGGUUUUCCUUCUCCUUCUUUUUUUCUUCUUUCUUUUUUUUUCCCCUCCAGCGGGGUCAAUAAUGAAGCAUCGUGAACAACUGAGAACGUGUUUCCAGUUGCACGGGUUGCAAUAGCGCCGGAGAUUGUGCACAAGUUGCAGCAAAGAAGCGGCUGCAAAAAAACAGACAGAGAAACACGUUUUUUUGUACAAACAAUAGCUGACUUUAGUUCUAGUACCUGUGGGCAGUGUUGAAAGCUGUUCGCUUUUUCUAUUUCCACUUUGCCCUCUCGAAGCACAAGUCGUAAAAAAUAAAAAAAGAAAGGAAAGCGCUAUUUUCGAUGUACGCGUUGCAGUCUCUCGGUAACGCCCCCAAACUGCGCUGUUGCGCUCCCCAUCUCGUCGAGGGGUGGUGUACGUGUAUUUAUAAAUAGCAGCAGUAGCGAUUGCACGUUGCUUCUCCUUGUCGUUAGGUUUUUCUUUUUUCUUUUUUUUAUAGCUAUUGACGUAAAAACUUAGAGAGCCUACAGAGGUAAUGCGGUAUAGUAUUGCAACACAGACAGGCAAACCCUCCUCGCAGGCACGCUGUUGCUUUGUGCCUACCAAAAUUAUGCUUUUAUUAAUGUGCCAUUAUUGCAUUUGUUGUGUACUGUGCUCAGGGCUUAUAGUUUCUAGGAAUACCAAGUUGAAGGAAGAGACGGGCUUGUUGCGCCUGAUCCCGUGUACAUAUAACGGCGUAAUGUUUUGUUAUCCUUAACCUUGUUACAUGCUGAUCCAGUGGAUUUGGUGUUGACUCGUUUCUGUAAUUCUUAAGCUCCUGUGUAAUGGCUUGAACUACAAUUUUUUGCCAAACUACAGCGAAAACCUUGUAUAAAUUCGAAAACCCGGUUGAUCGAGAGGGAAGGGCCUCGGGACGACAGCCGACGAUAUUUUUGAACAGUUGCUCUCGCGGAAGAGUCUCUGUUCGACAUGUCAGCCGCUCUCAUCAUGCGGCUCUUCUUCUCUCAACAUUUCCUCACGAGUUCGCUAAAUUUCCUACCUGUUAGCGGAUGAUUGGGAGGAUUCAGCGGUACCGUAAAUGACUUCACGUUUAUUCAACGUUAAUGGAUUUGAUCUAGUUAAAUUCUAUGGUGGGGGGGGGGGGGGGGAAGUGCCAGUAGAUCUAUUCAUUGUUUUCGCCGAAGGUUUAAGUUCAAAUCAACGCAGUUCCACCGAGAGGUGCUUCGCUGCUGAAGGACCCACAACUUCUUCUUGUUUUUCCAUUUUAAGCAAAGUUGCCCCGCGCUAAUUGCUGCCAUGGGAGACGAUCACGAUGUGGACGUUCAAGUGCCAUGCCACCUUCAUGUAUUUACCUUUGUGUACAAAAGCAGUUUUGUAAUAUAAAAUGACACAGAGAGUCGGCUGUUCUUUUCCCAGUACCUGUAAAUGAGAAGUAUUACGUUUUCGUCUAACAUUCGCGCGUAGGUCAUCCCCAGCGUAACGGGUGUGUCGUCGUAGUCGUGAGCUGCAGAUGAGGCCGGCCUGCUAUGGGGAUGAGUUGUGCAUGUAGGUGCAGACCAUUUAGACGCACUACGUUACAAUUUUUUCCUUUUUCCUCUCUCACGCGUGACAGUACGUAGUGUGAGCACGUUUCUCCACGAGCGUUACAGCUCGAUUCGAAACCUCUGUAGAUAGCUAUAACAUAGCGUAAUAUAUGAGCAUCUUUGGUCUGUGAUCACGCUUAAAUCUUUCCUUUCUUUCUUUUUUUUUUUUUUUGGGUGAGAGAUGGCAAGUUUUGCUUGUACCUCGCGUCCAUUGAUAAUAAAACAAAGUGUCCUGCAA
Molecule: messenger RNA, 5441 nt
Organism: Ornithodoros turicata
Lineage: Eukaryota; Metazoa; Arthropoda; Arachnida; Ixodida; Argasidae
Product: sarcolemmal membrane-associated protein-like
Exons: 25
Coding region: 639-3254 (871 amino acids)
Molecular function (GO): protein binding
Source: RefSeq, a predicted model, not a curated record